AUGGACGAAUUCCUGGCAGCAGUUGGCGUACAGGCCAUGAGAUACGCUAUACGGUCUGGCAUUGCCUUGACUUCCUCUUACGCCAUCAACCAGUGCUCUCGUCUGCUCAAAGCAGUUGAUGAUAAGAAUCUCCAUUCCGAGUUGAGGAUACUUCAGAAGCACCUCGAUAGUAAAAUCAAAGUUAUCUCUCCUGCCAUUAACCUGGUAGAGCUCAAAUCUGGGCGAGGAAACGUCUUUCUCGAAUCUGCGCUCCCUCUUGCAAAAUCUCUCCAUAAGCAGAUCGUCUCGCUGGGCCGUCGUGCAGAAGCCGCCGCCGCUGCUCAAGAGCACAGCCAACGCUCAGGAGUCAGCUCACCAAAUAAAGAAACCAGCCAAGAUGCGUUGAAGAAGGUGAUUGGAGAUUUAAAGAAUCUUCUGAGCGAGAUUGACCGAGACAUCCCUCUACUGCAACUGGCCAUAUCGGCUUCUGGUGAAAGCCUGUCUACUUCUCUCCCUUCUGGAAUAUCUCCCUCUCGGCUGCUACAAGCUAGUACCCUAUUAAUUGUCGGAGAUACGCAAUACGCGCAGGACCCUCGAAGAUCUAUACAGAUUGGACCUUCAUAUACGCUAUCUGUUUACAUGCUAUUCUUGGGGCAUGCUACAGUUUCGUCCGCGCCCAAGGACGGUAAUCUACGGCCAUCCGUUGAAAAUACAAUGAGUACAGAUACAAAGGCACAAGGUCCGGUCUAUGGGCUGAGAGAGCAUGAUAGAAAGCCAUUGUGGCAAGAAGCGAUACACAAGGCGCGAGUGCGUUUAUGCAGAUCGGCAUGCGACCCAACCAUCGAGGAGAAUGAUUGUGAUGGGCAAAACUACAAUACUUCCGGUUCUAUUGGGAGCUUGAAUUAUGCAUAUCAUCUUGAAAUCGUUGAAGAUUUAGAUGACAAUCGCGUUCAUGAAGACCUGGGCUCAUCACAACCACACCAUGGCAUCCCAAAUGCUGGUAUACGUGAGCUGAUUCCCAUCCAUCAAUUCGCCAAGAUAUUCUACACCGACACUGGCAGAUUACUCAACAUUGGAGACGGAACAGAUGGAGAGAAUAAUCCAGUUCUACUACUUAAACGAGAUAUCAAUGCAACUCGGCUGCAGAGGCCAGAAUAUGCUAUGCAUGGCGAAGUAGCCGAUACUAGUGAUGAUGACAGCAAGUUGGAAAUGGACGAAUAUAACCAAGCUGAUGUAGACCAACAACUUUUCGGAGAGUCACAGUCAAAAUCACCUACUUCUCAAAGCUCUAAGAAGGCCAAAGACAUUUGCGUCACUGCUCUUCCCAAACAUCUGGAUCCCGAGUGGAUAGCUUUUGAGGUUUUUGAAGAAGACGACGAGCAGAGCGAUACAAGCUCAAAUUCGGACAUCGACGCAGGUUUAUCAGAUGAAGUUGAUGGAAGCGGCCAUUCACCAGGGAAAACGUCGCCGCGGCUUCGCACUGCCAUGGACUCGACCCUAGUUUCCCAGAUCAAGAACCUCUCCAUUCACCCUACGUCACGCGACGGCCUUAUCCUCAGCAAAUCAGACAGUAAGGUUGGACAGUCAUCGCGAGACUUGACAGUAGAUUCAGCCAGCGAGGCGCAAGACUUUGUCUCGCGGUCACCGUUCGGGGCUAUCACUACAUCGCUCUCUUUGAUCGAGAUGCUUAUUCGGCUAGCCGGCCUUCAGGAAUUCCAGCAAGCUUCUCAUUUGUCUAUUCCAGAUCACAUCUUGACGUUUUUCUUGGAAGAAACAUCAACGACAGGAUUGACUGGGGAGGCUAUGUGGAGGGCUAGGAGUGAAACGAAGCAACAAGUAGGCUUUGAUCCAUAUACUGACACUACGUAA
Messenger RNA from Trichoderma harzianum CBS 226.95, 1848 nucleotides. RefSeq lists its product as hypothetical. Gene Ontology annotation, molecular function: GTPase regulator activity. The transcript has 3 exons. Bases 1 to 1848 code for a protein of 615 amino acids. NCBI's taxonomy places the organism in Eukaryota, Fungi, Ascomycota, Sordariomycetes, Hypocreales, Hypocreaceae. Gene Ontology annotation, cellular component: nucleus; cytoplasm. The record is from RefSeq and is a predicted model, not a curated record.